CUUGCAGGAGCCUCGUGCUUCUGCUACAGCAAUUCAGAGAGCGUCAUGGCAGAGGAGUACAAAUCCCGAUUCCAGGCGGCUCUUCAGGAGCUCAACUAUGGCCAGAGAUGCCAUAAGUUGUCUCAGCUUGGCAAGGAAAUUAAGGCCGCCAAGCCGGGAAAUGUUCAGGCCAUCGUCGAUGGUCUACUGCCUGAGAUCGACAACGAAACCGCUGGCGUGGCAGAGGCAUUCUCGGAGAAAGCGCGCCUUAUCGUUGCUAAAGCAGCCGGAUGCAAAGGCUAUGCCAAGAAGUUGCUGGACGCCCCAUCGAAGACAGUGGGCUACUCCGCGGCCACCAAUGGCCUUCUCACAGCGGAAGAUGCCAGGGAAGCGUUUCUGUCCAGUGAUACUAGCCGCAAGAUGAAGAAGUUCCUCUUGCAAUGCGACGCCUUGGAAUCCGACAAGGAGGUCUUAGAACAUGCCUUCGAGCUUUUUGGCGAAAAGGACAAGGAAAUGUUUUGGCCCUUGCUGGCCAGAACCAAGUCUGAGGAGUUACUGGCCAAGUAUCUGGAUGAAGAUCAGCCCAUGCGGUCCUGGCUGAGUUCCAAGCACGAUGAGAAGGUGCCCGGCUUUCCGCAGAUGGCUCGACGUUUCCCUGACCUCAUGGUGAAGCUGGUGACCAAUGGAACUCUGAAGUGGCGCUGGUACUGGGUCACCGAAAUCUUGGAACAGGACCCAAUGCCUGUGAUGAGAGCCACUUUCAUCGAGAAACACAGCCAAGGCUCAGGGCCGAAGGUUGGCUACAGCCCGGUGAACAGAAACCAGAACUUCCACGAUACCUUGGCUCAUUGGGGCUGGCGCCGCAAGCCCGAUCUCAUGCUGCAAAUUAUCGAGGAACUGACCACUGGGCAGACGUCAGGUGCUGAGGGCCAGUUUCGCAGCAAGGGCCGUGGCAAGGGCAUGGUGCUGAUGAAGGGCGGCCGUGGUCGCGGAGGUGCACGGCCAGGCGGCCGACCUGAAGAUCUACCAGGGCUGAAUGAGAUCAAUCUAUUGGCGAACAAGGUGAUGGAUGUGCAUUCCACCCGUUACCCCUUGACCAUGAACAAGAAGAUCGCUUUAGUCAUGAAGAUUUGGUCGACCUUGCCUCAGAGCCACAAGAAACAGGAAGUCGCAGAGAGGUUUGGAAACAUUUUCCCCUUCUUCGACACUGAGGAUCAUCGCAAGACCGAGAUACAGAAUCUCAUCAACGCUUUCUGGCAGAUUCUGGAAGACGUAGGUCGUACGGAUCGCCAGCUGCUAUUGGUGGGUGUCAUGCACGCCACUGGCACACCGGGCGUCACGAAGCCGCAGGGUUGCAUGGAGUUCUUGAAGAAAUUCACCAGGCGCCUUCCACCUCCUUUGGCUGUGGAGCACUUUUUCAAAGUCUUGCAAGAGUUCGAGGCUGGGACGGAAGCCUACAAGUUCGUUCAGAGCGACAUUUGCAAGUCGAGCAAUGGACGUCAUGACGAGUUGAUGAAGAGCGUUUUCCAGAAGUAUUUGCUGAAGGAAGAUGAGGGACCAGUGAAGGCGGCCGAGAUGUUCAAAGUGCUGCUGAACGACGCACGGAGCCGCGACGUGAUCCAGACGUCCUUUGAUAUCCUGACCGAACACUUGGAAGGGCAUACAGAGCUUGGACUUCUGCAGACGGUGGUUCAGAGGAUGGGUACCUUGGACAAGGAGAGCCGGCAGAAAGGCACCGUGCAAACCACUCCGGAGGAGACCCUGCCAGUGCCUAUCGAGUGGCUGAAGUUCGUGGAAUUGCCCGAAGAAGUGUUGCCUCAUGUGCACUUCUUGCUCAUGGUGUUACACACGGGGCUGGGAGAAAAUGACUUGCUUGGAUCAAUGAUCGCCAAGUUUGGAAAGGCAUUUUUCUGGGAUUGCUUCGGGCAUGUCUUGGUGGCUGUGCAGGGAAAACUUCGCCCCGAUACCGCGACACCACCGGCACUUCAAUUUCUCUCGGGUUUGAAUGUGAAGGUGAUGCAGGAGGCCGAUGCCAAGCUGAAGGAAAAACCGACGACAGGAGGCGGCCGUCGCCCUUCCAAGAAGGGCGCCUUUGGGGUGGGCUCCGUGAUCUUCGGAGUGGAUGGAUCGAAAUGGGGCUCAGUGGUCGCGGACGAAGGAACCGUGUGGAAGUUGGAUUCGGGUCGCAUCGCCAAGAAGCAGACGGAGGGCGACAAAUGGACCUGGGCAGGCGGUGCUACCACCAAGGGCGAUGAAGGUGCCUGCAAGUAUUUCCAGAGCGUUGCAGACAUGAAGAAGAAAGCCAACGUCAAGGACAUCAGUGCCCGAUUGACAGGCUAUUCUGAUCUCAUGAUACUGGCCAGCAAGGAGAAGGAUUCCGGAAAAGCCUUCGAAGAUUUGUUGCCGUUCCUCUUGUCUCGUUUCAAUGCGGAACAGGAGCAGGGCCGAAGCCACAUCUUGGCCGAGCUCUUUGCCAACAAGAAGUUGCCAGAUGACCUUUGGGAGGAGAAGCUGGAACAUUUGCGGAACUUCUGGAAGGUGAGUAGCAAAGCAAGAGAAAGUGCCAGUUAUCAGUGCAGUUGGAACAAGUGCGGCCGUCAUCUGGUGGAAAAAGCCCUUCAGAACUGGGGAAAGCCCGUGAAGGACGGAGAGGUGGCGCCGGAGUAUCCCACCGAGGCCUGUCUCUUCGGCCUCGAAGUGGCUGAGAAGGCCAUCGACCUGCCCGAGCUGCUGGUGAAAUGCCACCACAAGAUCGAAACUCUGAAGGACUUGGAGAAUGCCACGAGGUGGGCGCUGGAGACCGCCGUGCCGCUGAGCACGGAGCUCUCCUCGUCGCCGCUGGAGGAUUUCUGGAAAGCGCUGAGGACCAUGUGCACCAUCAAGUUCUGUGGCAAAGACCCAAAUGCCAUCACUUCGUGGAGAACGGAAGUCAAAGAAGUGAAGGUCUACAAGGAGAAAUCAAGUUCUUCUGAAGAGAUUGGCAGCAAGAAAGCAGGCUCGGUGAUGCGAGGCAUUCAGCGAGGCAAUUGGUUGGAACUCAUCGAGGGCCAAGGCUUUAUGCUCAUUUGCUCCGAACGAACAGGAUUGAACAACAUGAAACAAGACUCCGGCAACACGGGCGAGAGAGGCCUGUGGGAAACGUAUCCUUUCGUCAGCGAAUGGUGGCGCAAGCUUCUUUCGCAGGGCGUUCGUCAAAAGGCGAUCGACUUUGUCUUCGUUGGUGUGUUGACCUUGCUCACAGACCGGCAGCAGCAUUACAUCGCCGGUGACAAGAAGUUGUCCCAGCGAUGGUGGGAACCUCUGGAGUGUCAGGAGUACAAGGAUGCUGUAAGCCACAUCUUGGAGAGCAUCGAAUCGGGCGUCAUUCCGGAGAAAGAAGGCUCCGCCAUGAUCAAGAGGCGCAUUCUGGCCUUGAAGAACAUCAAUAUCAUGACGGACCUCAAGUGGAAGGUGCUGGCCACCAAGCGCCGCGAGCGCGUGGAGGAUCGCUUGGCCAUCGAAAAGUCCAAUGGCUUGGCCAUUUCGGAGAUGCCUUUUGUGAACUUGCCUGCCACCAAAUGGGUCGAUGGAGAAUCCUGGGACAUCCAGAAGCAUCACAAGUACACCCCAUUACCCUGGCAGACGGGCCGUUGCAAAGAUCACAUAGCAACGAAAGAACUGGAAACCAUCGCCAAGUUGUUGCAGCGACCCAGCAGGCGCCAAGUCUUGUGGCAGAUCGCAGAGAUCGCAGCCAUCCUCUCCGGUCCCAAGAUGAUUGAGCUUCUGGAGGCGGGCAUUGCAACCUUAGAUGCGCGUUUCGAGGGAAUGGCCAGGACGGUCGGAAGACAUUACCCAUACUUGAACUCUGUUCUGACCAAGAACGAGACGCAGAAGGGCAGCUGCGACAUUUUGACGCCGUUGCUGGAGCUGUUGCUGUUGGACGAUCCCAGUAGAGACGAGUGUGUCGCCAAACUGAUGAAGAGAGACGACUGCGAGUUUUUCCUCCUCUUCGGCACCAGUUUCGGGCGUCAUUUGAGUACCUUGCGGCAGGAAUGGCUUCACAAGUGCUUGUGCAAGUUGAAGGCGCCAGGGGUCGACACGGAAUUCUAUCACUACCACAAGCGCGGACCGAUGCUGAGCCAAAUCGCACGCUACGGGAAAGGCGACCCUGGAUGGCGAGAUGCUCUGCAAAACGCCAAAGGAGCGGUGCAGAUGUACUUGUGGCACCCAACGACGCAGACGGAAUUCCUGCAGAAGGCUUUGUGGUCCACCGAGCCUGAAGAGCUGACCCUGAUCCCACGCCUGGAGUUUGCGGAUGGCGUCUCGAGGGUCAGCGAGUUGUUGAGCAUCUACCCGAAGGAACAAACCACCAAGGACAACAGCUCGGACGUUUGGGGAUGGGAAGUGAUCCAGGCAGCAGGCGCUUUCAGCGACAUUGGACACGAGGUGGAGCGACGAUUCGCAGAGUUGCCUGAACCGAGUUUCUGCGAUAAGGUGGAUGAUCCUGAGGUGGAGACGCUACUGAGCGCCCUGGGGCGCUCCGACAACGCUGCCAGCGCCAUGAAAGUCCUGGGACCCCACGCGGGGAAGGUGAAACAAGCCAAGGAGGCAGUCACCAAGAUGAUUUCACAGCUCAGUCCACCACGUGCUCGAGUGCUGAUCCGCCAAGUGAUGCUGCCCAAGAAGGCUGGCGUUGGCUUGCAAGUCGCAGGUUUGAAGAAGAUCGUUGACCUGAGGAUCCCUGAUCCGUUGGAGCUCUACACGUAUGUCUGGCGCAAGGGUGAGUGCCAACGAGAUGUGGCAGGCAGCAUUUUGUCCAAAGUGGCCACCUCCAGCGAGUUCAAACCCGAAGAUGUGCGCAUCUACUUUGAGUACUUUGAUCGCACCGACAACCCCGACGACCAAGCGCAUGUGGCGCAGAUCUUGUUGGAUCAACUCCUCGAACAACCUGAGUGGGUGCUGCCCUACCUUCCCAAGGUAGUUUCGAAACUGGCCUUGGUGCCUGGCGCCACCCAGAAAUCCGUCUCAGCAUUGAAGACCUGCACCUCCAACGUGUCGGACGUGGUCGAGGCACUGACCACCAUCAUCAUUUGCUGUCGCUUGGCGACGCGCACAGACCCGAAGCUGAACAAAGAGGGCACCGAUGGACGAGUUUUGGCGGACUUGAUCAACCUUCAUUCCUUCAGCAACUUCUCGGAUAUCGUGAACUGCGUGGGGCGCAUGGCGGUGGACGAAUGUGAGCCGCAGACCCUGAAAGCCUUCUUGGCUGAGGUCAUGCGUCGCUGGCGCGAGGAUGCCAGCAGUGGCAACAGCAGCGCUCGCGCCUGCCUGACUUGUGCCUUGACUGUGUGGGUGAAACUGCUACGACCUGGUCAGCAGGAUACUUGGGUGAAGGAAAUCUCGGCCAUGGAAGAGCGCCUGAUGACGGAGGGAAACUUCAGCAAUUUGGACCAGUUCGCCCAGGCCUUGGCCGGAUAUGUGCCUGGCAUAGGCCUGUCUCCUGAUGAAUGGGACCAGAUGCUGGCGGUGCUGCGCGGGCUCUUCGUUCGUCUCCUGGACGGACCGUUCCUGGUGAACACGGAGGCCGCCGAGGACAAGAAGCCCUCCGACGAGACCUUCAAGAAGGAGAACCAGAGUCGCGAGACCUGCCGAUUGGAUCUGAUGGUGGAUUACUGGACCAAGUUGUUAUCCCAUGGAUGCUCCGAACAAGAGUCCAAUGAGCUCUUCAGCCGUUGUCCUGAGAAGUGGAAGGUGCGGUUGGCUCAGAGUCUGAUUAACUCCUGGUGGAAUCGGCAUCAAGAAGAUUCCGCGCGCGAGAGUAAACAGGCGGCUUUCCAGCAGGAGCGCCCUGAUGGAGGAUGGCAGCACAAGGGGGGCAAGAAAGUCUCCGAUAUUCAGGUUGGCUCCAUUGUCAGCGGCGUGGUGACCAACUCCUCCAACACCUUUGGAGUCUACGUAAACUUCGGGUGUGAGAAGGAUGGCAAGCUUUCAGUCCCAACGUCGGAUUGGAAGAAGUAUCGCGUGGGAGAUAAGGUGGAACGCAUGGUUGUGAACAAAGUCAACGUCGACAGGAAGUUUGUGGACCUGCUGGUGGUGGGCUCCAAGGGGCAAUCCAUCGGCCUUGAAGCAUCCAAACAGGUGGCCAAGAGAGCUUUGAAGUGGAUCUCCUCGAACUCUGAAUUGCGGAGCACCUUCAUGGUGACGUUGCAGAAGAUGUUAGCCAAAGUGAUCGUUGCGGGGAGCAGCGAAGAGUUUGAAGCCAACCUCACUUUGUUAGGACCAGCAUUAGAUGCCAAAGAAAGCGUCGGUUUAGUGCAGCUGGUCUUGGACGAGAAGCCAACAGCCGCCUUGGUCCGCACGGUGCUCCUGUGGCUCAGCAGGAGCUCCCCGGAUGAUGCGGUGCGUUUGUGGCCGAAGCUGAUCGCCUGCGCGGGGAAAGAGGUGCAGAGCUCGGAUUUCCAGACUGUGCUGAGUCUAUGUGAAAAACACAACUUGGAGCUGCCAAAGUUCACGCAGGCCGUGUCCAAAGCCAUGCCCCGCGAAGCGCUCAGCAGCUUGUGCGCUUCCACCCUGGCGGAGGCGCGCUUGGCCGCCAUCCACGUACUGCGUGAACAGUACAAGAGUGGUACUCCACCGGAGGACUUGCGGAAGCUCUGUAUGGACACCGUGCCGGUGGUCAAAGCCGCGGCGCGCGAUCACUGGGUAGCGCUGGGAGGAAAGGAUGAAGGCUGGCAGAAGAAGAAGGAAGCGCAAGACGACGAGGACGACGACGAUGAUGCCUGAAGGCCUGAAGUCCUUCUCCCAUCCACUGCGGAGGACAGAGGACAGGCAGUGGACUCGGUCAGGGCUGCAAGUGCCCCAAGGGAAAUCCGGGCCUAAAUCCCCA
Messenger RNA from Cladocopium goreaui, 6844 nucleotides. The record is from the annotation of a GenBank genome assembly. Lineage: Eukaryota; Dinophyceae; Suessiales; Symbiodiniaceae.